AAAAAGCAUGUAGGUGUCUACAACACUCGUCAUACGUAAAAGUUAAGGUUGCGAGUUAAGAACAUUCUUAAACAAAACCAAGUCGGUGAAUUUAACAAAAAAUAAAAAAAUAACAAAUAAACAAAAUUUACGAAGACGUGCUAAUUUUUAUAAAAUAACACAAAAUGCGCUCUCUAUUAUUGUUUACAAUUUUUGUCUGCUUUUUGGCCUUGGCCUGGUCUGCUGCUGUGGCAUCACAACCUGAACCAGAAACUGCAGCCGUCGAAACUUUAUUAGAUGUAGAUACAGGUGUUGAUGACAACAGCGAUGAGAGUGUUCGUCAAGCGCGUCAAUUCUUUGGUGUUGGCUACUAUGGUCGUCCCUAUUAUGGAGGCUUUGGCGGUUACCGUCGUCCCUACUAUGGUGGUUAUUACGGCGGCUACGGUCGCCCUUACUAUGGCGGUUAUUAUGGUCGUCCAUACUAUGGAGGUUAUGGCGGUUUCUAUGGUUAAUAUUUCUUAGUAAAUUAUUUCGUUGUAUUUUGUAAAUAAGAGUUUUAGUUCUAAGAAAAUAAAAUAAUAAAAUAUUUAAAUUUA
This is a messenger RNA of Lucilia cuprina (Australian sheep blowfly), 575 nucleotides long. Its product is annotated as protein suex-1. Bases 165 to 491 code for a protein of 108 amino acids. Lineage: Eukaryota; Metazoa; Arthropoda; Insecta; Diptera; Calliphoridae. The transcript has a single exon. The record is from RefSeq and is a predicted model, not a curated record.